UCCGUAUGACGUGACUUACCUAGCAAUACAAGCGUUGCGAGCGUCCACGGACUGGUAGUUGAACAUUUUCCGAACCGCGGCGAGACGUGUUUUCCUUUGUGAAUUGUGAUUUUUGAAUUUUUCUCGUGUCUCCCAGUCAAAGAGUGCAACCAUGUCUUCGGAAGGCCUCACAGCGGUGGAGGUGGACUCCUUGCCUGAUAGAAUUGCGGAGACCUUCGCCAACACCACUGUAUUCAUCACAGGAGGCACUGGCUUCAUGGGCAAGGUGCUGGUGGAAAAACUGUUGAGAAAAUGCCCGGAUAUCCGCAAGAUUAUAUUGUUCAUUCGUCCGAAAAAGGGUAAAACACCAAAACAAAGACUCGAGGAACUGUUGAGCGACGCUUUAUUCGAAAAAGUGCGCAAUCUACGCGGUGGCGUGGAAACGCUCCUGCAGAAGAUGCAACUGGUCUCCGGUGACGUCAUCGAGCCAGAUUUAGGUCUCUCUGAUGAAGACAGGAAUAUCAUCAUUAACGAGGUGGACAUCAUUGUACACGCCGCUGCUACAGUCAGGUUUGAUGAAGAGCUGAAGAAAGCCGUGCUGCUAAAUGUUCGCGGAACCAAACUCAUAUUGGAGCUAGCGAGGCAAUGUAAACAUUUAAAACUCCAUUUCCACAUAUCAACAGCGUACUGUCAUCUCCACGAGAAGCUGCUGGAGGAGCGCCCCUACCCGCCCCCCGCGGACCCCCACAAGAUCAUACAAGCUGUAGAAUGGAUGGACGAUGAGACCAUAGCCGCCAUCACACCUAAAUUACUCAGCAAGUUACCGAACUCUUACGCCUUUACGAAGGCGCUGGGAGAGGCGCUCGCUGUGGAAGCGAUGCAAGAUAUACCUCUGAUUAUACUCAGACCAUCCAUUGUAAUUCCGAUAUGGCAAGAACCUGUCCCCGGCUGGACUGACAACAUUAAUGGACCAACAGGACUUCUUAUUGGUGCUGGCAAGGGGGUGAUUCGGACUAUGUACUGCAAGGGAAACAGCUAUGCAGACUACCUGCCUGUGGAUGUGUUUAUCAAUGGAAUUAUGAUAAUGGCAUGGAAUUAUAUCACAAACGGCGACAAGAAGUCUAACGUCAUAAACUUCACGUCAUCAGCCGAGAUAAAGGUCACCUGGAUCGAAAUGAUAGAUGCUGGGAGAGAGAUCAUCAUGAACAGGGUGCCACUAAAUGGAGUUGUUUGGUACCCAGGUGGAUCCAUGAAGCACUCCCGCCUGUACCACAACAUCUGCGCAUUCUUUUUCCACUGGGUGCCGGCCAUACUCGUUGACAUUCUCCUCUUCUGCCUUGGAUAUAAACCUGUGUUAACCCGCGUCCAUAAGCGCAUCAGCAAGGGCUUCGACGUUUUUGAGUACUACACGAACAACCAGUGGGACUUCAAGAGCGACAUCGCGCAGCGCGUGCGCGAGCGGCUCAACGUGCGCGAGCGCCGCGACUACAAGGUGGACGCCGUGGGCUUGGACAUAUCAAAGUAUUUCGAGGACUGCAUCCGCGCAGCGCGAGUUUUCAUACUAAAAGAGUAUGACGACACUUUGCCUGCCGCCCGGCGACACAUGAAGAUCAUGUGGUUCGUGGAUCUGGUAGUCCGCUGCCUCUUCUGGGGGCUGAUUCUCUACUGGCUCAGCGGCUGGGCCGCGUCUCUCUUCUCACAGUCCACCAGUUCGAGUGACGUCACCGCCACCAUUAUAGAAUAAGACUGGGUAAACUUAGAGGUUUUAAUUUUGUAUAAAUGUAAGAGAAACUAUACAAAUUUUGGAAUGCUGCACCUACGUGAUAAUAGUCAGAUAGUUCUUCUUCCCGGCUUGAUCUGCGAGUAAAU
Molecule: messenger RNA, 1848 nt
Organism: Zerene cesonia (dogface butterfly)
Lineage: Eukaryota; Metazoa; Arthropoda; Insecta; Lepidoptera; Pieridae
Product: putative fatty acyl-CoA reductase CG5065
Exons: 14
Coding region: 152-1723 (523 amino acids)
Biological process (GO): long-chain fatty-acyl-CoA metabolic process
Cellular component (GO): peroxisome
Molecular function (GO): alcohol-forming very long-chain fatty acyl-CoA reductase (NADP+) activity
Source: RefSeq, a predicted model, not a curated record